GUGUGCUGUUUCAUUCCAUUUUCUAGGGCGCCAAACACACCCUUUCCCAAAAAAUAAAAAAGAAUAAGGGAAAAAGGAAAAAUCAGGGAAAAGGUUUUCCAUGGAAAAAAAGGACAGGUGUGAAAGCCCUCACAGAUAAAACCCCUCAUUUGCUUACUCCAUUUGGGCCUCUCUCUCUAAUCUCAUCUUCUUCUAUUCCCACACUCUACAAAGGUAGACAUUUGCAGAGAUGUUUUUGGUAUAAUGAGCAGAGGGUUUGAUUUCUUCUUCGCAGAAGAAGAUGGCCCUGCAAGAACAAGAGACUCUGUCGCAGAACGCUCCAUUCUUUCUUGAUGGUCUCUACUGUGAAGAAGAGCGUUUUGGGGACGAUGAUGAUGGGGAAGUAGAAGAAGCGAGCGAGAUUGAGAAAUGUGACCGUGAGAAAAAACAAUCUCUUUUUCCUUUGACAUUGCUUGAACACGACCUGUUUUGGGAAGAUGAUGAACUUUGCUCUCUAAUCUCAAAAGAAGAACAGGCCCAUCAUUGUUACAGUGGCAUAAUCUCAGAUGGGUUUUUAACGGUGGCUCGUACAAAGGCUGUUGAGUGGAUGCUGAAGGUCAAUGCUCACUAUGGGUUUUCUGCUCUGACUGCAGUUCUUGCUGUUAACUACUUUGAUAGGUUUCUAUCGAGUUCGUGUUUUCAGAGAGAUAAGCCCUGGAUGAGUCAACUCGCUGCUGUCACUUGUCUCUCUUUGGCUGCAAAGGUGGACGAGACCGAUGUUCCUCUUCUCUUGGACCUGCAGGUGGAGGAGACAAAAUAUGUGUUUGAAGCGAAGACGAUUCAGAGGAUGGAACUUCUGGUGCUUUCUACUCUUCAGUGGAAGAUGAAUCCAGUGACCCCAAUUUCGUUUUUUGAUCACAUUAUAAGGAGGCUUGGAUUGAAGACCCACUUGCAUUGGGAGUUUCUGGAGAGGUGUGAGCGCCUUCUCCUCUCUGUCAUUGCUGAUUCGAGGUUCUUGUGCUAUCUUCCUUCCACCUUAGCUACUGCAACCAUGCUGCAUAUAAUCACAGAGGUUGAGCCUUGUAAUCCAUUGGAAUACCAGAAUCAGCUCCUGAGUGUACUCAAAAUCAGUAAGGACGAUGUGGAUGACUGCUAUAAACUUAUCCUGGAAUUUUUGGGUAGCCAUGGGCAUACCCAAAACCAGACCCACAAGCGCAAGCAUCUGUCCCUGCCCAGCAGCCCAAGUGGCAUCUUUGAUGCGCCCUUUAGCUGUGAUAGCUCCAGUGAUUCAUGGGCUGUGGCGACAUCAAUUUCAUCGUCUUCCCAGCCUCUUUUCAAAAAGAGCAGAGCCCAGGACCAGCAGAUGCGACUUCCUUCACUGAAUCGGGUGUCUGUUGAUGUGCUUAGCAGCCCUCGUUAAUGUCCCGGUCUUGUUAUCUAAUCUACUAUUACCCGUGGUAUUUAUACAUUCUCACUUUUGCGCAUUAUUCGCAGUAUGUUCUUAAAUGUGCAAUCAUAUUGCCUUUCAUGAUGCAUCAUUGUAUUUGUAGCCAAACCCAUGAGAUGAAUUGGACAGGAACUGAGUUCCACUUCACUUGCUUCUACAGUUGGAGGUCGCUGUUGAAAUUUUGGAUGGAGUUUUUUUCUUAUAUUUGCAUAUGUAGUAUCUCUCCUUCCAGCAUCCUCAAAUCUUUCUGAUAUGAACUUGUUACAUUGAAUAUGAAUCCAAAGGUAUCCUUUUUUCUGUA
Vitis riparia (riverbank grape) is the source of this 1727-nucleotide messenger RNA. Its product is annotated as cyclin-D3-3. The record is from RefSeq and is a predicted model, not a curated record. Gene Ontology annotation, molecular function: cyclin-dependent protein serine/threonine kinase regulator activity. The transcript is spliced from 4 exons. The coding region runs from base 281 to 1399 and encodes 372 amino acids. NCBI's taxonomy places the organism in Eukaryota, Viridiplantae, Streptophyta, Magnoliopsida, Vitales, Vitaceae. Gene Ontology annotation, biological process: regulation of cyclin-dependent protein serine/threonine kinase activity; mitotic cell cycle phase transition. Gene Ontology annotation, cellular component: nucleus; cytoplasm; cyclin-dependent protein kinase holoenzyme complex.